AUGUCCAACAGCAGUUCCAUCAGCCACUUCCUCCUGCUGGCACUGGCAGACACACGGCAGCUGCAGCUCCUGCACUUCUGCCUCUUCCUGGGCAUCUCCCUGGCUGCCCUUCUGGGCAACGGCCUCAUCAUCAGUGCCGUAGCCUGCGGCCACCACCAGCACACCCCCAUGUUCUUCUUCCUGCUCAACCUGGCCCUCACUGACCUGGGCUGCAUCUGCACCACUGUGCCCAAAGCCAUGCACAAUUCCCUCUGGGACACCAGGAACAUCUCCGGCAGCAGAGCUUGUGCCCACAUGGCAGCAGCUGCCUGGGCCAGUGGCUUUCUCAAUGCUCUGCUUCACACAGCCAAUACAUUUUCCCUGCCCCUGUGCCAAGGCAAUGCCCUGGGCCAGUUCUUCUGUGAGCUGCCCCAGAUCCUCAAGCUCUCCUGCUCAAAAUCCAAAUACCACAGGGAGCUUGGGCUCAAUGUGGUUAGUGCUUUCCUGUUUUUUGCUUGUUUUGUGUUCAUGGUUUUCUCCUAUGUGCAGAUCUUCAGGGCUGUGCUGAGGAUCCCCUCUGAGCAGGGACGGCACAAAGCCUUUUCCAUCUGCCUCCCUCACCUGGCCGUGCUCUCCCUGUUUCUUAGCACGGGCUUUUUUGCUAACCUGAAGCCACCCUCCAACUCCACCCUAUCCCUGGAUCUGGCCCUGUCAGUUCUGUACUCAGUGGUGCCUCCAGCCCUGAACCCCCUCAUCUACAGCCUGAGGAAUCAGGAGCUCAAGGCUGCAGUGUGGAGACUGAUGACUGGCUGUUUUCAGGAACAUUAG
Messenger RNA from Ficedula albicollis (Collared flycatcher), 807 nucleotides. RefSeq names its product olfactory receptor 14A16-like. Gene Ontology annotation, cellular component: membrane. The transcript has 2 exons. Lineage: Eukaryota; Metazoa; Chordata; Aves; Passeriformes; Muscicapidae. Gene Ontology annotation, molecular function: G protein-coupled receptor activity; olfactory receptor activity. The record is from RefSeq and is a predicted model, not a curated record. Gene Ontology annotation, biological process: G protein-coupled receptor signaling pathway. The coding region runs from base 1 to 807 and encodes 268 amino acids.